Pseudopodoces humilis (Tibetan ground-tit) is the source of this 1204-nucleotide messenger RNA. RefSeq names its product meiosis/spermiogenesis associated 1 (gene MEIG1). NCBI's taxonomy places the organism in Eukaryota, Metazoa, Chordata, Aves, Passeriformes, Paridae. Gene Ontology annotation, cellular component: nucleus. The record is from RefSeq and is a predicted model, not a curated record.
UGAGGGGACAGCCGUGAGAGGCGCCGCCAUCGCCCCUCGGCCUCCGCUCCCCUCCUCGUGAGAAGUGUCUCUUGAACGUGUUUUGUGUCUCUUGAACCGAGGGACGCCUGUGGACAGGCAUUGUGAAUUAAUGGUGACUCACGAAGAGCCAGACCUCCUACCCACAUGUCUUGAAGAAAAACAUUCAUUAGGUGAAUCCAGCACAUCCUGUAAAGAAGAACUUAAAACUAAUGACAUGGAUAUGUCUGAAGUUUCUGAAGGCAUGACAAAAGCUGACAUCAAACCAAAAUCUAUGCAUCGUGCCAAAAUAUGGUCAGAUAAUGUAGAGAACUUAUACAGAUUUCAGCAAGCUGGAUACAGAGAUGAGGUGGAAUAUAAACAAGUGAAACAAGUUGAUGAGGUAGAGUGCUGGCCAGAAACUGGAUUUGUUAAGAAACUUCAGAGAAGGGACAAUACAUUCUAUUAUUACAAUAGGCAAAGAGAAUGUGAAGACAAAGAUGUCCAUAAAGUGAAAGUUUAUGUGUAUUAGUAUUGUUACUGUUCUAGUUGGUUUGUUUUCAUAUAUUGUUUCUUAAGACCUGUAAGUAAAUGAAUUGUGUAGUCUGGCUUACCUUAAGUAUCCAUGUCAUUCUUAGAUAGAAAAGGAACUGCUGAAGAAACCUGAGCUGUAGACACAGAAACUUCACUUUUUCCUUCCUACAACCACAAGUCUUAUUAUUCCUCAUUUUCCUGGUUACAAAUGCUUCGACAUAAAGCUGAAAAGCUGGUAAAUGGACAUCAUACAUUUCAGUUAAAUACAUAACAUCCAUUGUAAAUACAGGCAUCAAUCUUUAUUCCAAACAAUAUAAUCUUGUUGACACUGGUUAAUGUCAGCCACAGUCUCUUGGUGUAGCUAAGGGUUAUGAGACUCCAAAGGGCCAAAGUGAGGCCAGAGCACUGACUAACGUUUCCUUGGAGCAGAGUAAGAAAAACAAGCAAAGAAUUUAAGUGAAGGACGCUGAACAAUCAAGUAACAACGGCAAGUGCUGAGCUACAGAUAUAAGGAUAGGUUAUUGUGGUAGAAAGAGUCACAACAGAAAUGUCUUUCUGUCUAUCCCCAAAGUAUUUUUGACAGGCGCCCAUGUUAAUUACUCAAAGAGGAAAUAUUAAUUGACUUAGUAGCAUAUGCCUUUUUGCAGGGGUGGACUGUGGAUUCACAGAUGUU